AUGGCAGUGUUUCUCCGUUUUUUCAGCCAGCGGCACUCCCCGAGGAGAGGCAGUCUUGAAGAUGUAGCAGCCGUAUCUCCUCGUGAGAAGGAGCUACUAACUCUCGAAAAGCAUCCCCGUUCUGAACCGCCUUCGUCUGAGAGCCCAGACGUGCGCCCAGACUCGGAGGAGACGCCUUUGGCAUGCGGGAGCACACAGUCUGUACUCGCAGGGCUUGCAGUCGGUGUGUUUUUGGUGCUUUUGUGGUUCUUGCCUCUGAAAGAUGUGCUUCGUCAGGUUGUGGAGUGCCAAAGGAAUAGCCCCGCAACAUACGUGUUAACUUACAUCGUCGCUGGACUGCUCAUUCCCGCUCCGCUGCUUUCAGUUUUGGCGGGGGUGUUGAUGGGACCUUCCCCUCUCGCUGUGGUUGUUAUUCUCUGUGGGAGUUUGGGUUCUGCCUGCCUAGCGUUUGCUAUAUCUCGUUUCUUGCUGCGGCAGUUUGUUGUACGGCGGUUUGUGCGUCGCAGCCAACAGCUACAAGCCAUUGAGUUAGCAUUGCAGAAGGACUCAGUGAAGCUUGUACUGUGCACGCGGGUGAUACUACCUUUUACCUUCAACAACUAUUUCUUGGGAACAACGCCCAUAUCAGCUACGACUUUCGCCCUUUCUACGGUCUUGACUGGCAUACCGUUCGCCGUUCUGUAUGCAAUAGUGGGGGGAGAGCUGCAAAGCCUCGACAGCGCACUGGCCGCGAAGUCGUUUGCACUUCAGGGGACAGAAGUCAACGUCUUCGGACUCUGCACGGUGUCUAAGAAGCACUUGGAGGUCACAGGGAUAUGCGCUGGGAUUUGUUUGUGUUUUUUUGUGGUGCGGACGAUUAAGCAGUUUGCCUCUCGAGUAAUUGCAGAAGCGCAGCUUGAGCCAAGAGGAUAA
Eimeria acervulina is the source of this 912-nucleotide messenger RNA. RefSeq lists its product as hypothetical. The record is from RefSeq and is a predicted model, not a curated record. Gene Ontology annotation, cellular component: membrane. The transcript has a single exon. Lineage: Eukaryota; Apicomplexa; Conoidasida; Eucoccidiorida; Eimeriidae. The coding region runs from base 1 to 912 and encodes 303 amino acids.